Molecule: messenger RNA, 1630 nt
Organism: Ipomoea nil (Japanese morning glory)
Lineage: Eukaryota; Viridiplantae; Streptophyta; Magnoliopsida; Solanales; Convolvulaceae
Product: mRNA-decapping enzyme-like protein
Exons: 8
Coding region: 233-1336 (367 amino acids)
Biological process (GO): positive regulation of catalytic activity; deadenylation-independent decapping of nuclear-transcribed mRNA; deadenylation-dependent decapping of nuclear-transcribed mRNA
Cellular component (GO): P-body
Molecular function (GO): mRNA binding; enzyme activator activity
Source: RefSeq, a predicted model, not a curated record
UUGCUAGAGCAUACGUGUCUCUCCCCUGUUCAUCUCUUCCGUCUGUCAUCGCCCACACCUAUAUAUAUAUUUAUAAAUAUAUAUAUAUACAGAGUAAGAUUAAAAAGGCAAGUUAUUUUUAAUUUUUUACGAUAAAAUUCCAUUCACUGAUAGGGGGAGAGCGCGUGCAACAUUUGACCGCCAUUGCUAGGGUUUAUAGCUCUCGAAGAGUCGGGGAGAAAGCACAAACAACAUGGCGCAAAGCGGGAAAUUGAUGCCAAAUCUUGAUCAGAACAGCACGAAGCAGCUCAACCUCACCGUUCUGCAACGAAUCGAUCCCUACAUUGAGGAAAUUCUCAUCACCGCCGCUCACGUCACCUUCUAUGAAUUUAACAUUGAUACGAGCCAAUGGAGUCGAAAGGAUGUUGAAGGAUCUCUCUUCGUUGUUAAGAGGACUUCUCAACCUAGGUUCCAAUUCAUUGUAAUGAAUCGCAGAAAUGCAGAUAACUUGGUGGAGGAUCUCUUGGGAGAUUUUGAGUAUGAGAUCCAGGUUCCAUAUUUACUGUAUCGGAAUGCUGCCCAGGAAGUUAAUGGAAUAUGGUUUUACAAUGCACGUGAAUGUGAGGAGGUUGCAAAUCUAUUUAGCAGGAUACUGAAUGCGUAUUCAAAGGUGCCUUCAAAGUCAAAAGUACCUCCAGUCAAGAGUGAAUUUGAAGAGCUGGAAGCAGUUCCAACCAUGGCGGUAAUUGAUGGUCCCUUGGAGCCAUCAACAACCACCACCACUAAUGUCAGAGAUGUUCCUGAUGACCAUUCCUUUGUGAACUUUUUCAGUACUGCAAUGACAAUUGGGAGUUCUUCUAGUGCAGCAGUUCCUGGACAUCCUGGUGUCUUAUCUGCAAAUCCUCUACCUUCUCGUUCUCAGAAUGGCACUCUUACUGCUGUAGCACAUGUUCAGACUCCAACUCCUAUUUCAAUACCUACUCCUGUUAUGCCUCUCUUUGAUGCACCUGAACAAGACAGCAGCACUAAAGGGUCAACAAAUUUGGUAAAGCCAUCUUCGUUUUUUGGCCCACCACCUUCCUCUUCUCCAUUAAUAAUUCCUCCCUCCCCUUCAUCUAUGCCAACUGCUCCUCCACUUCAGCCUCCUGGGACUCUAGAACGCCCUUAUGGUGCUCCUUUGCUCCAACCAUUUCCUCCACCCUCACCCCCUCCAUCUCUUACUCCCACUGCUACUCCCAUACCAAAUACUGUAUCUAUAAUUACCAGAGACAAGGUCCGUGAGGCCCUUCUGAUUCUUGUUCAGGACAAUGAGUUCAUCGACAUGGUUCAUCGUGCACUGAUGAAUGCUCACCAUUAAUGGAGAAUUGGAGGAAGCACUGGUACUGACCAAAUUCAUGUUCACUGUCUGUGUGCAAGAGGAGGAUUGAGAUUUUGUUCCAGAAGUUAGACCCAUUCUGUAGUCUAGUCUAGUUAAAUAUAUAUAUAUAUAUUGCAGUUGUAGAUAUACACAAUUUAUUUGGGUCUGACCAUAUCAAAUUAAAACUCAAAAGUGAUUUUUUUAGUAGUUUUGUGUGUUGGAUUAUUUGUUGAUAUAAAUAAUUCGGUUGUCCAAUCUGUCUAUGUGAAUAAUGCUUUGAGAAUCUCUUUUGCA